AUGGAUAGUGAGAAAAUGGAUGUGGAUAAGACGGAAAAGGAGAAACCGGAAGGAAAACUACCAUUUUCAAUAGAUAGUCUGUUAGCUGAUAAAUUCGAAUCGGCUUCCUCGAUGGAUUAUUUCCAAGAUUUAAAGGACCAAGUUAAUAUCGAUUCAGAUGACGCAAGCUGUGCUUCGGAGCAGUUGGACGUGGAAACGUCAAUUAAUGAUGCGCAGGAGUUUGCUGAUGCUAGAUCUACGGAAAUGCAACAAUCAGGUUCUUGCAGUUCAAGAGGCAAGCGAGCGAGAACAGCUUUUAGCGCGCAGCAAAUAAAAAGCUUAGAAGCGGAAUUUGAGAAGAACAGAUAUUUAUCUGUGGCAGCGAGGGGUCGGUUAGCAAGGCAAUUAAGACUUACUGAAACGCAGAUAAAAAUUUGGUUUCAAAACCGACGAACGAAAUGGAAACGGAAGUACACUAAUGACGUGGAACUUUUCGCUCAGCAGUAUUACAGUAGUUUGGGCAUCGUCACGCCACGACCUAUGUUCGUAGGCGACAGACUAUGGAUCUUCAACUAUCCAAACAGACUACCACAAUGGAAGUCCCUAAACGUCUCAAAUAUUAAUGCACAUGGCCACCUAAUUGAUAGAAACCUCUUUCGUAACGCGCCAAACCUUGUUCCAAACGACAGAUUUUCAAAUAACGAUCGCCUGUCAACUGUCAAGGUUCCCGCGCAAAAUCGUCUGCUUCCGGUGCCUAGUGUUUAUUCCAAUAUAGCACAAAGGAGUCUAGAUAUUUAUAAAAAUGGCAUUUUAAAUCAUUCAAAUCAAGAUUCAAAUGUCGAUCACUUAAGAAGACUGGAAGAAAAUUUUAGUAUUUAA
Molecule: messenger RNA, 858 nt
Organism: Leptosia nina
Lineage: Eukaryota; Metazoa; Arthropoda; Insecta; Lepidoptera; Pieridae
Source: the annotation of a GenBank genome assembly